UGACCACGUGGCUAAUCCACGCUUGUGUGCCACCAGCGCCCAAACCACUCUAGGUUCUGCACCUUUCCCAUCGAGACUUUAUAGUUUAGUUUCCGCGUACUCAAGCGCCGGUCAACAGUUUAUCGCGAAUCUCCCACGAGUGAUAAGGAAGUGAGGGGAUUGUUAUUGAGUUUAUUUUUUUUUCCCCUGAAGAGUUAUUUAGUGACACCUGUUGGAUAAUUUAAAGGGAGCCUGGAAGAGCCUGGGUGAUAAGACCUUGUCCUUCUCGUUGGAGGGUGGCGAGGCUCCAGCACAGAGGGACAACAAUGCGGUACCAUCCCCUAACAUCACGUGCUGGAUGUACAGCCUCUUCGAUGAUAGCAGACUGCCGUCUAACGGGGGUACAGGUGUCAAUGGUCUCCCCGGAUAUUCCGAUGAUCAAAUGGUCGAUGAUAACACCAGCAAUCAUCGAUCUCUAAACCACAAUUUACCAAUAAAUAGCUACGAUACCCGAGAUACUGAUAUAGUGAAUAAGUGUGAAGAGAUAAACAAAGUGACUGACAGUCGGCCGACUGACGGUCUGGAUCAACUCUUGAAUUUUCAUCGCACAAAUAACAAUAAUAAUCGAGAGAUGGUGGCACAAGACAUGGCCCAGAGCUACAAUCAGCUCUUCCACGCUGCCCAAGAGCCCCAAGAAUUCGUAUCACUCGAGGAGCUUAGACCGCAUCAUCAUGGACAGAAUAUCAUUGUAGCCAGUGGUCCCCAUAUUUAUCUUAAUGAGCGUGAUAAUGAGCAUGGACAGAGGACUUACUUAAAUCUCGCUGCACUUCCAAAUCAGAAUGCAGAAAUUCAAGGAGAGAAAUCCCUAGCACCCGCCUCAGUCUCCCCAAUAUCUCCAUCAGUGGCAGACCUAGUAGUAGAAUCGCAUGAACAAAUCCACCACCCAGGAGACAAAGCCUCCAACACCUCAGCAAUGCACAUUGGCCAGCAGCCAGCAGCAUCUAGUCACCGAAAUCAUCACCACCAGAGACGCCAUCACAAGCAAUUCCAGAGGAGAGACUCAACGAGUGAACACCUCAGCGACUACUCACCAGCACCAAGGAAACGAAAGAUUUCGAGUCAGGAUGAGAGUGAUGCCCUGGACGAUCCAGGGGACGAUGCCAAAUCCACGCGAACCAACACCGACAGCAAAAAACAGAAUCACAGUGAGAUUGAGAAACGCCGUCGUGACAAGAUGAACACCUACAUAACCGAAUUAUCAUCAAUGAUUCCAAUGUGUCACGCCAUGUCUCGAAAACUGGACAAGCUAACAGUCCUUCGAAUGGCGGUACAACAUUUGAAAACGAUCCUGGGUGCAGUGACAUCGUACACAGAGGGUCACUACAAGCCCGCCUUCCUGAGUGAUCAAGAAUUAAAAACCCUCAUCCUGCAGGCAGCUGAGGGUUUUGUUUUUGUUGUUGGCUGUGAUAGAGGGAGGAUUCUAUAUGUCUCGGAAUCUGUAUCAAAGACCCUCAACUAUUCUCAGGACGAAUUAUUGGGUCAGAGUUGGUUUGACAUACUCCAUCCGAAAGACGUUGCCAAGGUAAAAGAACAACUAUCGUCGGAGCACAGCCCCCGCGAACGAUUGAUAGACGCUAAGACAAUGCUACCAGUGAAAACAGAUGUUCCCCAGGGUGCAACAAGACUGGGCCCAGGUGCCAGAAGAUCCUUCUUCUGUCGAAUGAAAAGGAAAGUCGACAAUUUAACGAAUAAUGGAGAGUCUCAAGUUAAAGAAGAAGCUGAUACCACGACAGGUGGACACAGAAGAAAAAAACAGCAAAAUUCUGAUUGGAAAUACUGUGUGAUACAGUGCACAGGCUACUUGAAAUCGUGGGCACCAGCGAAAAUCAGUGCCGAUCAGGAGCAGGAAGGGGAAGGCCUAGAGGGCGAAAAUUGCAAUCUAUCGUGUCUCGUUGCUGUUGGUAGAGUAACACCGAGUUUACUUGAACUUUCACUAGGUAUGGGAUUACCAAAGCUCAAUACCAUCAUGUUUGUCACUCGCUACGCCAUUGAUGGAAAAUUUAUCUUCGUCGAUCAGAUAGCAACGCUUGUCCUGGGUUUCUUACCCCAGGAACUACUGGGUACUAGUAUGUACGAGUAUUAUCAUCACGACGAUAUUCCACAUCUCGCUGAAUCGCAUAAGACUGCACUGCAGACCACAGACCACAUAACAACCCAGGUGUACAGGUUUAGAGCAAAAACAGCGAGCUUUGUUCGACUACAGUCUGAAUGGUUCGCAUUUAGAAAUCCCUGGACAAAGGAUAUCGAUUACAUCAUAGCCAAGAAUUCUGCAAUAUUUUGUGAUGCAGGACAAGUGGAGAGCAGUGCAGCCCCGAGAUCCGAGGGAUCUAGUGUCCAAGGAAAUUACGAUUACUUUGCUCAGAGUAACGGUGGUCUCGAGAGAUUGAUAUCUAGUCAUGUGGAAGUAAGUAAAAUAGGAAGACGAAUAGCUGAAGAGGUGCUAGAUCAUCAAAGGCGGAGUGAAGACUCCUCAUCAAGCAGUCCAACUCCCACACCUGAUCGUUUUUUGCUCAAUACUGAGAUUACAACGCCCACGACAACGACGACUGUUACCUCUCCAGAAGGAAUGCAAGAGGGAGAGUCAGCGGUCAAUAGCGAUAAUAGUAGUAGUAACACGGCGUCAACAUUCAAUCAUAUCAGGAACAAUGUUCCACUGAGUAGUAUAGCCAAUGAACAAGGAGCGUGCGAUGGAGACCUGUUGGACGUAAUCGGCGCCACAGCAAUGAAUGACUCUCCAACUCCCCUGACCUCCGAUGGCAACGACGAAGCAGCAAUGGCAGUGAUCAUGAGCCUAUUAGAGGCAGACGCUGGUCUAGGUGGCCCUGUUGAUUUCUCAGGCCUACCCUGGCCUCUCCCAUAACUUGUAUGUAUGUUGUAAAAUCAUAUCAACGCCCCCUGACUGUGUGCUGUGUGACCCUGAUAGAUAAUCAAAAAAUAGGGAACAAUUUCUGUUAGUACAAAUUUGAAAUAAUCUCACUUGUCGAUCUUUAUAAUUAGUUAUCUAAGUUAAGUCAAUUUUUUGCGAAUGAAUUUACCAAAGUUGAGUGAUAUUUUGGUGCGAUGGAUAUCGUAAGAAUUGUUUUGUCAUUAUUUUAGUUAUACUUGAGAAUAAGAUUUUAUUAUUAGGUAUUUAUAUUACGUUUAUGUACAGAUAAAAGAAAAUAAGUAAUUGAACAAAUCAGAAUUUA
Fopius arisanus is the source of this 3227-nucleotide messenger RNA. RefSeq names its product aryl hydrocarbon receptor nuclear translocator-like protein 1 (gene cyc). Gene Ontology annotation, cellular component: aryl hydrocarbon receptor complex; transcription regulator complex; cytoplasm. Lineage: Eukaryota; Metazoa; Arthropoda; Insecta; Hymenoptera; Braconidae. The record is from RefSeq and is a predicted model, not a curated record. Gene Ontology annotation, biological process: regulation of transcription by RNA polymerase II. Bases 338 to 2899 code for a protein of 853 amino acids. Gene Ontology annotation, molecular function: protein dimerization activity; RNA polymerase II cis-regulatory region sequence-specific DNA binding; DNA-binding transcription factor activity, RNA polymerase II-specific. The transcript is spliced from 14 exons.